Messenger RNA from Didymodactylos carnosus, 1554 nucleotides. NCBI's taxonomy places the organism in Eukaryota, Metazoa, Rotifera, Eurotatoria, Philodinida, Philodinidae. The record is from the annotation of a GenBank genome assembly.
AUGACUGGGACACGUGAUGGCAGUGUUCCCAGUAUAUCACAGAAGCCAUCAGCAUUAGCAACAUCGUCGUCAUCCGCAAGAGAUAAUCAUUACGGUGCUCCCUCAAGGAAUCAGCAACGGCCCGCCGACAUUUCAGCGCAUAAUCAAUCACAUAUUAGACCAUCCCGUUGGCACUAUGCCCUGGCUUAUAUCGACGACAUCAUCAUUUAUUCAUCGACAUUUGAAGAACAUCUAAUUCAUCUUAACGAAAUUUGCAAGAAAUUAAAAGAUGCGAAAUUCAAACUAAAUCUCGAUAAAUGUACUAUAGCAAAAACUCAAAUUGAAUAUCUUGGACACUUAAUCGAACAGGGCAAAAUCCAUCCAGGCCCGAACAACAUUCGCGGCUUAAUCAAUACACGAAUCCCAAAAACACCGGCUGAAGCGUCCAGGUUUUUGAAAGCUGCCGAAUACUACAGGAAAUUUAUUCCGAAAUUCUCCAUCAUCACUGAACCUCUGCGUAAAUUCGUGCCAACAACCAAAACAGAAGCCAGAAAAUACCAGAAGCAACAAAUCACAUUGACAGCUGAAGAAGUACAAGCAUUCGAACAAUUGAAGCAAAUCUUGACAUCUGCUCUCGUCCUUCGUCUACCAAAUAAUAAAUAUGCGUUUAAGGUUCAAACAGACGCCUCCGAUCAAGGCAUUGGAUGUGUUUUAUUACAAAAUUACCCUUAUGGAGAACACCCAUCUGGAUACAUUUCAAAGAAAUUUACUUCAUCACAGAAAAAAUGGUCACCAAUUGAGCAGGAAUGCUAUGCUCUUAUUUGUGCUCUUGAUAAAUGGCAUAUAUAUCUUAGUGGUACAAAAUUUACAUGGGAAACGGACCACCGUGCGUUGAUACACUUGAAAAAUAAAGCACAAACAAACAAAAGAUGUGAAAGAUGGAGAUUGAGAAUCGCCGAAUACCAAAUUCAAAUUAAACAUAUUAAGGGAAUAAAUAACCCAAUGCCUGAUUACCUUUCACGAUCUCCGGUAGAUGAUCCAGAAGAAGAUCCCGAUGAAUUAAUCAACGUAUCAUCAAAAUCGACACAAACAGAAGCAAUUGCAUCUUCUUUACCUAUUGUCUUUGCUGUCCAAACUCGUACUAUGGCAAAACGAAGCACAGUCGAUCAAUGUGUAGUUAAACCUCCUGUUUCAACGACCCCAUUAGCUCUAGAAGUCCAACCUGAAAGCUGUAUCAUACCAUUCACGUUAGACGAAUUGAAAAUGGCACAACAGAAUGAUGAGGAAACAAGGCAAAUUAUUGAUGAUAUUCAAAAUCACCAUAAUUAUUUUACAAAAAACGGUUUAUUAUUGCGUCGCAAUACUCCACCGGUACCAUUGGUACCAAAAGGAAUUCUUCGUAAUAGCAUUCUCAAGAUAUAUCAUGAUACGGCAGCCAAUGGAUCGCAUUUCGGUCGUGAUAAAACUCUACACAAAGUCAGAGAACGAUAUUAUUGGCCAUCCAACACCACCUCAAAUCCUGUAUCCAAUGCGCGCAAUUCAAUCCACAACGACGAAAAGCACCUGGACAUUUAA